AUGGAUUAUGAGAUCCAGUACAAAAGAGGGAAGGACAAUGUGGUUGCUGAUGCAUUAUCAAGGAGGGAAGAACAGAAGGAUCCUGCAGAAACAUCUGUUCAUGCUAUCACUACUAUUAAACCUCAAUGGUUGACAAUGGUAGCUGAGAGCUACAAUGGUGAUGACCUUGCAAAAGAAAUUCUACUGAAAUUGGCCAUGGGAGCUGAUGCACUGCCUGAUUACUCUUAUAGCCAAGGAAUUCUAAGGUACAAGGGAAUGAUAUGGGUGGGAGCAGCUUCUGCAUUAAGGCAAAAGUUAAUCUCUUGUUUUCAUGAUUCUUUCCUUGGAGGACAUUCUGGGAAUCAUGGACUGCUGCAGCCAUUGGCCAUACCUGAGCAAGCUUGGCAACAAAUUUCUAUGGAUUUCAUAGAGGGGUUACCCAAGUCCUUUGGCUGUAAUGUCAUUUAUGUGGAGGAACUCUUCAAGAUGCUAGGUACAGAGUUGAAUCUUUCUUCUACAUACCACCCUCAGUCUGAUGGACAGACAGGAAGGGUUAAUAGAUGUGUGGAAAGCUACCUAAGGGGCACAUUAGUAGCUGCUGUGGAGGACUGGGCACAGAAGCGAAUAAGUUGGAACUCUUUGCUCAAGGAGAAUCUGCUAAAAGCCCAGAAUAGGAUGAAGCAAACUGCUGAUAAAGGGAGAAGUGACAGGAAAUUUGCAGUUGGUGAUUGGGCUUAUUUGAAGCUCCAACCUUACAGACAGACUUCUAUAGCAGUAAGAAGGAAUUUGAAGCUGUCGGGUAAGUGCUAUGGGCCCUAUCAGGUGGAACAAAAAGUGGGGAUUGUAGCUUAUAGAUUGAAGCUGCCUGAAGGUUCUACCAUACAUCCUGUUUUUCAUGUCUUACUACUCAAGAAGUCUCCAAAGAAAGCUCCAGUGAGUACCACAUUGCCUACCUUGAAUGAAGACAAGGACUUCAAAGUUGCUCCCUCAGUAGUAUUGGAUAGGAGGACAGAUUAUAGGAAGGGUCAGGGAGUUGAGCAGGUGUUAGUAUAG
Messenger RNA from Coffea arabica (coffee), 1032 nucleotides. NCBI's taxonomy places the organism in Eukaryota, Viridiplantae, Streptophyta, Magnoliopsida, Gentianales, Rubiaceae. The record is from RefSeq and is a predicted model, not a curated record.